CCCCGCACUACGGCACUGGGAACACUGGGCGGCGCUGUGGGACCCCGAGCCGGGAUCCGCUGUUGCCAGGCAACGGCUGCCGACGCUGCGCAUGCGCUGCUGGUGGAGCGCACCCCAGCCAGAACUACAGCUCCCGGCAUGCUUAGCGGCGGCGGGGGCGGCCGGGACUACAGUUCCCAUCAGGCUUUGCGGCACGGCCCUCCCGUUGCCGCCAUGGCGGAGCCCGCAGCCCCCCGGGCGCCGCCGGACCUGGACACGGACGAUUGCCUCGGGGAGUACCGGCACCUCUUCAGCCCCGACAUCCUGGCGGGCCAGGUGGCCUUCAUCACCGGUGGCGGCUCCGGCAUCGGCUUCCGCAUCGCCGAGAUCUUCAUGAGGCACGGCUGCCACACGGUCAUUGCCAGCAGGAACCUGCAGCGGGUGUCAGAGGCCUCUAAAAAGCUGGUGGCAGCCACGGGCCAGCAGUGCCUCCCUCUCUCCAUAGAUGUCAGGCAGCCCCAGAGCAUCGUGGCAGCAGUGGAGCAGGCACUGAAAGAGUUUGGGAGGAUUGACAUCCUGGUUAACAAUGCUGCAGGAAACUUCCUGUGCCCAGCCAGCUCCCUGUCCUUCAACGCCUUCAAGACAGUGAUAGAUAUUGACACCAUUGGCACCUUCAACACCUCCAAAGUCCUCUUUGAGAAAUAUUUCCGGGACCAUGGUGGGGUCAUCGUGAACAUCACAGCAACCCUGAGCUACCGAGGCCAGGCCCUCCAGGUGCAUGCUGGUUCUGCUAAAGCUGCCAUAGAUGCCAUGACCCGUCACCUCGCUGUGGAGUGGGGACCCAACAAGAUCCGGGUGAACAGCUUGGCCCCAGGCCCCAUCACAGGCACUGAGGGCUACAGGAGGCUGGGUGGGAAGUUUGCCAAGGAGGCCAACCAGUUUGAGAUGAUCCCCCUCCAGCGUGCGGGGAACAAGACGGAGGUCGCCCACAGCACACUCUACCUGGCCAGCCCCCUCUCCUCCUACGUGACAGGCACCACCCUGGUGGUGGAUGGUGGGAGCUGGCUGACCUCUGCCAACAACUUCCCUGCCAUGCUGGGUAUUGCUUCAUCCUCUGCUAAGCUCUAGGUUUCUGGGCUGCAGGAGCAAACACGAAUCAGUGAUGGACUGGGACCUGACCCUGCUGCUGCUGGACACAGUGGGGUGACACCUGGGCUCAGCCAGUGGUGGUGACACUGCUCAUCCUGCCGGGGGGGAGGGAACCCCAGGGUGCUGGGUGGGGAGCUGGCCCACCCCCCUUCUCUGCUGUCACUGUCCUGGGAGCUGCGGUGGCCAAGAGCGCAGGGAGGGUGUGGGGUGUGGGGGCUGUGACUGCCACUGUCCCUUUGCAUCUCCCUCUGAGUUGCUCUCCCCACAUCUCCGUGAUCCCAGGCAGUGAUGUCCAUGGAUUUCUGUCCUCUCCCACCCCCACCACAGCCUGAGAGCUGGACAGGGCCCCCUCCAGCAGCUCCUUUUGGGAGGGGGGAGUGGUUCAGCCAAGCUGGGGUUGCUGGGGGCAGCUCUCAGAGAGGAACAAAGGACCAAACUGUCCCCUGGCAGGGAGGAAUGGCCCUGUCCCCUCAGAGGGCUCCUGGGUAGGGCCACUGUCCCCACAGGCUGGUGCAGACACAGCUGGGAUGUCCCAGGAGCAGAUGUGCUGUGAGGUGGAAGCCCACUGGAGCUGGUUCUGUACCACUGUGCUCUGUAGGGUGUCCAGCUGUCUGUCAGACCCCUGUCUGCUCACUGAAACCCUUCUGGUGGCACCCCGGGGGACGUGGGCCUCGGUGCCACAGCUCAGAGGACACCUCCUGCUUGCCUGCAGCAGCCUCCUGCUGCUGGUGACAAUUUUGAAGCUUAUCCUGAAUCCCACGAAGCUUCUUUUCCUCCUUGAUUGUGUUUUCUACUUGAUUGUAGACUUGCCAGGUUUUGCUCCUUCCUCCAGGCCAGGAAUAAAGAACUUCCACCCUGAGCUGCCA
Molecule: messenger RNA, 1994 nt
Organism: Calypte anna (Anna's hummingbird)
Lineage: Eukaryota; Metazoa; Chordata; Aves; Apodiformes; Trochilidae
Gene: DECR2
Product: 2,4-dienoyl-CoA reductase 2
Exons: 9
Coding region: 139-1107 (322 amino acids)
Biological process (GO): fatty acid catabolic process
Molecular function (GO): 2,4-dienoyl-CoA reductase (NADPH) activity
Source: RefSeq, a predicted model, not a curated record